Molecule: messenger RNA, 399 nt
Organism: Microthlaspi erraticum
Lineage: Eukaryota; Viridiplantae; Streptophyta; Magnoliopsida; Brassicales; Brassicaceae
Source: the annotation of a GenBank genome assembly
AUGGUGGUUAGGAAAGUGGGGAAGUCUGAAUUAGGUAGGAGAAGCGGUGAAGGCACCGUCGCCAAAGUGAAGUACGCCUCAGAACAUGCAAACGGUGAGUGCGUCGCCAUGAAAACUGUCGAUCAUAGGUCCACCAUCAAGCGGAAGAAGAACUAUGGCAAAAGCUGGUGGAUAGCGUUCAAGAAUGAAAUAUACACAUUGUCAAAGAUCGAGCAUAUGAAUUUAGUAAAGCUCUAUGGAUUUCCUGAACAUGAAGACGACAAGGUUAUUGUUGUUGAAUAUGUUAGCAAUGGAACCCGAAGAGAACAUCUAGAUGGAUUCUCAAAGUUUAUUAAAACUCAGGUUUACACGGUAAUCGCCUUCAAAUGGAACAACGUCUUGAGAUUGCGAUUGAUGUAG